AUGCAUUUCCUUAGUCUGAGCAGCCUCGCAGUAUUGGCCGUCGCCUCCUCUGCUUUUGUCCUCCCUACCAGUGAUGGUCAACAAACCAGUAUAGAAAUCGACAAGCUCAAGGACGAAUAUGACCUUGAACCUUCCGCAAGCUUUGCGUUCUCGGGCAUAACGACUUUCGCACAACUUCCCUCGAUGCAAUGCUUGACGGAGAACGGAACUGUAGACGAUAUCUUGAUCUUGGGAUUCCCGUUUGAUACCGCGACAUCGUACAGAACCGGCACACGCUUUGGGCCAAACGCUGUCCGCCAGGGUUCUCGAGCAGCUUCCCUUGCUGGACACUACAACUAUCGUCAGUCGAUCAACCCCUAUGAGCAGAAUGUAUCUGUGGUCGACUGUGGUGACCUCCCAAUCUCGCCUUUUGACAAUGGUCUAGCUUUUGCUCAGAUGGAAGAGUGGUACAAGCGGCUUCUGUGGAGAGAGGUCAAGUCUACAGAGAAGGGAUUGCGAUCAUCAAAGACCGGUCGAGUUCAUCCGCAAAUUGUUGCGCUUGGUGGUGAUCACAGCAUCUCAUUGCCAAUUUUGCGAGCCUUGAACACUGUCUAUGGAAAGAUUUCUGCCAUCCAUAUAGACGCACAUAUCGAUACUUGGUCCCCCAAAGUAUUCGCAGGAUCCAAAGCUGGUAGCAAACAAGCUGAGUAUGCUGACGGCACACCUUACUAUUGGGCUGGCAUGGAAGGCCUGUUGACCACCAAGAACGUCCAUGCUGGGAUCCGAAGCUCCUUGGACUCAGAGAAAGACAUGGAACUCGAUCAGGAAGUGGGAUUCACAACAAUUCCCGCGUCAGACAUGUUGAAGAGGGAUGGUGUAUGGGGAGUAAUCGACAAAAUCCGUUCAAUUGUUCCCCGCGACCAACCGAUCUAUGUAUCCCUAGAUGUUGACAGUCUCGACCCUGCCUUUGUGCCCGGUACCGCUGGCCCAGCUUCUGGAGGAUGGACUCCGAGAGAAAUCAUUCAAAUCAUCAUCGAUGGUCUGGAAGGUUUGAAUAUUGUCGGGGUGGAUAUUGUGGAAGUCCUUCCCGCUCUGGACCAGGCAGAAAUCACAGGCAUAGCUGCUGCAGAGUUCACGAUAGAGAAUCAGCCUCUAGGUCCGCUGGUCGUUGGUGUUAUUGGGUGUGGAUGA
Exophiala aquamarina CBS 119918 is the source of this 1170-nucleotide messenger RNA. Its product is annotated as agmatinase. Bases 1 to 1170 code for a protein of 389 amino acids. Gene Ontology annotation, molecular function: agmatinase activity; metal ion binding. The record is from RefSeq and is a predicted model, not a curated record. The transcript has 4 exons. NCBI's taxonomy places the organism in Eukaryota, Fungi, Ascomycota, Eurotiomycetes, Chaetothyriales, Herpotrichiellaceae.